Messenger RNA from Numida meleagris (helmeted guineafowl), 1816 nucleotides. RefSeq names its product E3 ubiquitin-protein ligase TRIM38-like. The record is from RefSeq and is a predicted model, not a curated record. The transcript is spliced from 4 exons. Gene Ontology annotation, cellular component: nucleus; Rad6-Rad18 complex. Gene Ontology annotation, biological process: DNA damage tolerance; protein monoubiquitination. Bases 28 to 558 code for a protein of 176 amino acids. Gene Ontology annotation, molecular function: single-stranded DNA binding; metal ion binding; ubiquitin protein ligase activity. Lineage: Eukaryota; Metazoa; Chordata; Aves; Galliformes; Numididae.
GGCGCCUGCGGGAAACGAAACCGUGCUAUGGCUGCCGCUAUCGACUUUGAGCGGCUGCAGGCGGAGGUGGAACUGAGCUGCAGUUGCUGCCUGAACUACUUCACAGACCCCACGCGGAUCACACGCUGCGCCCACAGCUUCUGUUGGUCCUGCAUCACCAAGUACAGCAAAGGCAGGCAGCGUGCCCUCUGCCCACUCUGCAGGGAGGGCUUUGAGUUGAAGGACCUGCGGCCCAACCAGGAGCCAGCUGCUCUGGUGAACUUAAUCCCCAAAGAGGUGAAGGAAGAAGACUUGGAGACCUGGGAUGAACCCACAUCCUCCGGAGAUGGUGCGUGUGGCAGCCAGAGCUCUGCAGGGCAGGGACCUGGGGAGAAGGAGGAACAGAUACGUAACAUCUCCAAGCAACUGGAAAUGACUGAAGAGGCGGUCAACAUCUUGAGAAGGGAUCUCAGUGAAACAAAGGAAUAUACAUCUCAGAUCAAAAGCCGUAUUGCUAAAGAUUUCUGUUGCAUGAAGGAAUACAUUGAAAGACGAGAAAAAUACACUGGUGUUCAUUGAACAGGAGGGAAAAGCAGCUCAACAGAAGACUGAGGAGACUAUUCACCAACUCUGUGAUGAAAUGAACAAGCUCACAGAUAACAAAGCCCAAAUUGAGAAGGGGCUGGGAAGUGAUGAAAUGAAAUGGCAGAAUUACAAUGUCCAGACUUACAUCAGGAGACAAGUGUCUGCUCAUUAUUUCCAGAAUCUGCAGCUAAAGAUCGGUGAUUUCAAGCCAGCUUUCUCAGUGUAAGUAUGCAAGCCAGCGUGGCUCUUCAAGAAUAUUAAAUAAUACUUAAUAACAGCAGUUGGAGAUCUGGCUGUUUAACUAAGUCAUAGAAACAGAAUAAACUUAGAAUCAUUACUGCUGCAUAAUGUCAUACUAUACUUCACUGUAUGUAGAAGACCAAAACAGUAAGAAACCUUUUUCAUGGAGGUAUAUAGGCCAUGUGAAGCUUCCGUUGGCUGCAGAUUCUGUUUUGGUGUAUGGGCAGUUAUUGCACCUGACUGAUAUUUACUGCGUUAAGCCAUGACUCUAUUUGUUGCCUGAAUUCUGCGUCAUUUUUACAGAAAUAUUUUUAGAGUCAACACAGAGUACUAAAGCUGUAGCUUAAACACAGAAUAAAUAUAUUUGCUGGUAAAACAUGGAAGAACACGUCCCACUGAACAUAUGAUUUUGUAAGUUUGUUAAGGUGAGCGUCGCAUGUUAUAUUGGUAAAUGGGUAAUUGUGUUAUAUGACUAGUAGGGAAUCAGACCCAAUCUGCAGGUUGCCAAGUGCCUUUACUUUCCUUUGGAGUGUAUGAGUCUGUCACAGAUAUUUACUCAGUUGUGCCUGUUAAAUUUUUCAGUGUGUACAGACCUCAGGACACAGUCAGUAGUGUCUGGUUGAGGAUUCUCGUUGAUUUGCAGCAUUUGGACAUAGAUUAAGGUUUAUUGUGCGAUCGUUGACUUUCAUUUCCAUUCUUGUGUAAGAAAAACUCCAUCAAAAGCUGGAGUUUUCCUGGAGCUACAAAAGAAGACUAUGACCCCUGAUUUCCCAACCGUAACUCGUGCUGGAGCGCCCAGGAGCAGCAAUUUGUUACAUUUUGUUCAGAAAUUACCACACAAUUAGAAAGCAAGCGUUUCACAUCACUUCUGAUGCGUUUCUACGCACCGGAGUAGUCGUGUGUGUGUGUGUGCGCGCCACUUGGCUGGCACACCGGCUUCGUUAGGAUACGUAACAUCUGGAUCACGGCUCCUUCCUGACCGAAGGGAAGCCCGGGACGCUGCUCCUCCUCA